GGAGACCAUCAUGCGACACAAGCAGGAUACUGUACAGGGUAGAGUGGUAAGAGAGUGGCGACGUCUGAAGUAGUCAGAGCUCAUCGUGAUGAAGUCCAUGAAGCUGUCGAUGACGUCCACGAUGAGAAGUUCGGAAUGCCGUCGAGGAAGAGCCGCAGCGUCGACGAGCGGAAGUAGCAAAACUGAUGUGGAUGGAGUACUGAGAAGUCAAAGACGUGGGAAGCGCGGGACAACUCCUGUCGGGGUGCAUCUGGGACGGUCGAAGGAAGUCCGCGGGAACACGCAGGUGAUAGCUGAGGUCGCAAUAGUAAGGCGACAUCCCCGUGGCUGGCGAGACGCCGUGGUUGUUGGCUAUCUCCGCCUGGGCAAGAUGGAGAUCCCACUGCUGGUCGUCACGAACAAUCUUUCGGAGGAUAUCUCCGAGAGUCCUGUUCGUGAUCUCGGUCUGACCAUCAGUCUGAGGAUGGUAAGACGAGGAGAAGCGGAGCUGAGUGCCGUACACCUCGUGGAGUCGUCACCAAAAUCGGCUGGUAAAGCGCGGGUCACAGUCAGAUAUGAUGCUCAGAGGUAAGCCGUGGUCACGCACGACUCGGUCAAAUACGAUGUCGGCAACCUCACGUGCAUUGAUGGCAUAGCGGCACGGAACAAAGCGUGCACGCUUCG
Chara braunii is the source of this 663-nucleotide messenger RNA. Lineage: Eukaryota; Viridiplantae; Streptophyta; Charophyceae; Charales; Characeae. The record is from the annotation of a GenBank genome assembly.